This is a messenger RNA of Ixodes scapularis (black-legged tick), 1863 nucleotides long. It is a transcript of the gene Uba4, whose product is annotated as adenylyltransferase and sulfurtransferase MOCS3. Gene Ontology annotation, biological process: protein urmylation; tRNA wobble position uridine thiolation. Gene Ontology annotation, cellular component: cytoplasm; cytosol. The coding region runs from base 179 to 1486 and encodes 435 amino acids. NCBI's taxonomy places the organism in Eukaryota, Metazoa, Arthropoda, Arachnida, Ixodida, Ixodidae. The transcript is spliced from 12 exons. The record is from RefSeq and is a predicted model, not a curated record. Gene Ontology annotation, molecular function: URM1 activating enzyme activity; thiosulfate-cyanide sulfurtransferase activity; adenylyltransferase activity.
CGCGCUAAUCAUAACAACGUCGACAACGUCGCCUGCAGCUGCAGCGGCUGCAGCUGGCAUGCAGCAUGUAUUGACUUUACCGUGAUUUACUCGCUCACCCAGUGCCUCAUAAAGUUAUUUUACUCUGCGAGUUGGUCGCAGCUGCGUUGAUUCUGCGGGAGCGGCUGGAACUAAAAAAAUGAGUGAGUCUGAGAAGACGCCGGCGGAGCUGUUGGCCGAAAUUCGGUCGAAAGACGAGGAAAUCUGCCGGUUGAAGAGUCAACUUGCCCAGAAAAAGGGCACAGGACAAGCAGGUGGCCUGACAAAAGAGGAUGUCGCACGGUACAGCCGACAGAUGAUCCUGCCAGGCUUUGGAGUGGCUGGCCAGAAAGCUCUGAAAGCGGCGUCCGUGCUCAUAGUGGGCGCCGGCGGACUAGGGUGCCCCUGUGCCGCGUACUUGGCUGCUGCCGGUGUGGGGAAGAUCGGAUUGCUGGACUAUGACGUGGUGGAAAGCAGUAACCUUCAUCGGCAGAUACUACACUCAGAGGCAAAGCUGGGGAUGGCCAAAGUUGACUCCCUCACUGUAGCGCUCAGGCAGCUCAACUCGCAGCCAGAGUAUGUCCGUCACAACAGUGUUUUGGACAGCAGCAAUGCCCUGCAGAUUCUUCGAGGGUACCAGGUAGUAGUCGAUGCGAGUGACAACGUGGCGACGCGCUACCUGGUGAGCGACGCGUGCGUGUGUCUGGGAAUCCCGCUGGUGUCGGGCAGCGCACUCCGUUGGGAGGGGCAGCUCUGCGUGUACAACUUCAAUGGCGGCCCCUGCUACCGCUGCCUUUUCCCCCAACCUCCGCCGAGGGCGACGGUGGACAACUGCUCCGACGGCGGCGUCCUUGGAAUGGUUCCAGGCAUCAUAGGAAGCCUACAGGCCCUUGAAGUGGUGAAAAUUCUGACUGGCUGUGGAGACGUGUGUUCCGGUCGUCUGCUACUCCUGGACGGAAGCGCGGGGGUCGUGCGGCGAGUGGCGCUCCGGGGCAGGUCAGCCAACUGCGAGGCCUGCCGGAAUCCGUCGUCUGCUCCGUUGCAGAUGGACUACGCUGCCUGGUGCGGGUCGGGUCCCACCGACAAGGCAUGCAGCAUCUCUGUCUUACCCCAGGAGCAACGGAUCUCCUGCAAGGAGCUGAAAGAGCGGCUUUCAGACGAGAGUCCGCCCGUGGUGGUGGACGUGCGGCCCGAGGUUCAGUUCGAGAUGUGCCACAUCCCCGGAAGCACGAACGUCCCUCUGGAGUGCCUGGAGGAAGGGGCAAUUGCUGUGGUUGAAAAACUUCGCGAGAGCGGCUCCAAAGAAGUGCUCGUCGUGUGCCGCAGGGGCAACGAUUCGCAGCUGGCGGUACAGAAGCUGCAGAAACUCCUGGGAGACCACGGCGACGUGACCUGCACCGUCCGCGACAUUCAAGGCGGCCUCGAAUCUUGGGCCCAGACGGUGGAUCCAAGUUUUCCGACGUACUGAACGAGACGCUUGUCUAACGAACUACGCUCUAAGGAGUCUGGAGCGUCCGCAAACCCGCAAAGCAGUCGGGAAGGUCAAUCACUGCAAUCUACGGAUGGAGCUCGGCGAACGAUGAGACUGUUUAUACGUCUAAGCCUAAAAGAGAGUCUGCACUCUGGUGCCGAGCACGAUGUUUCAGCGCAGACUGUUUCAUGAGGUUUAAACGUAUCACAAGCCUCGUCAUUUGUCUAGCCCUCUGCGCAGAUUGCAGCGACUGGCUGUUUUAAGAACGUUGUGGGAAAGUAAACACUCCAGAUUUCUUAGUGUGUGUUCAGUACCGUGGGUCGUGUGAAAAGGAUACACUGCAUUUUCGCAUUAAACGUUGCCCAGACCCUUUU